CUCGACACGCAGUACCGGAUGCACCCCUCCCUCGCCACCUUCGUCUCCACCUGCUUCUACCGCGGCAAGUACCUCUCCGGCGUGGCCGACGCCAAGAGGCCGCAGCCGCGCGGGCUGCGCUGGCCGUCUCCCUCGUGCAACGCUGCGCUGCUCGUCUCCGGGUCGGGCGAGGAGGGCGCGGGCCAGUCGAAGCGCAACCCCGGCGAGGCGAGCGCCGUCGUCUCGCUGCUGCGCGACCUGCGGCCGGCCGAGGUCGGCGUCGUCACUCCAUACGGCGCGCAGGUCGGCCUGCUGCGCCAGCAGGUGAGCAGCCUGCCCGGAGGGCGCGAGAUCGAGGUCAAGUCGGUGGACGGCUUCCAGGGGCGCGAGAAGGAGCUCAUCGUCUUCUCGGCCGUCCGCUCCAACCGCUCCGGCUCGCUCGGCUUCGUCUCGGACGCGCGGCGGCUGAACGUGAUGCUGACGCGCGCCAAGCGCGGCCUCGUCAUCGUCGGCGACCCGACGACGCUCGUGCGGUCGCGCCACUGGGCCGACUGGCUCGAGUGGAUCGAGGGGCAACGCGCCGUGCUC
Molecule: messenger RNA, 567 nt
Organism: Emiliania huxleyi CCMP1516
Lineage: Eukaryota; Haptophyta; Isochrysidales; Noelaerhabdaceae
Exons: 2
Source: RefSeq, a predicted model, not a curated record